This is a messenger RNA of Spathaspora passalidarum NRRL Y-27907, 1313 nucleotides long. It is a transcript of the gene TFA1, whose product is annotated as transcription factor TFIIE subunit. The record is from RefSeq and is a predicted model, not a curated record. Bases 51 to 1223 code for a protein of 390 amino acids. Gene Ontology annotation, biological process: transcription open complex formation at RNA polymerase II promoter; transcription initiation at RNA polymerase II promoter. Gene Ontology annotation, cellular component: transcription factor TFIIE complex. NCBI's taxonomy places the organism in Eukaryota, Fungi, Ascomycota, Pichiomycetes, Serinales, Debaryomycetaceae. The transcript has a single exon.
AUCAUCUACUUCGUCCAACCUCAACGAAUACAUCACAUUGUGUAGUUAUUAUGGACGAUUCAGUUAGAUCACUCAUCAGAUUCGUCAGCAGAGGAUUCUAUAGUACACCAUAUGUUCUUAUAUUGGAUGCAGUAUUACGACAUUCAGUGUUAAGUGAAGAUGAUUUAAUUCACCUUCUAGGGAUCAAACGUAAAGAGCUUAGAUCAUUAUGUAAUAGACUUGUCGAAGAUAGGUUAUUGAUUAAUCACAUUCAAAGAGAAGAAAACAGUCAACAGAAGUUUGUCACUAGAACUUAUUUCUUUAUUCACAUCACUGAAGCUAUCGACUCUAUAAAGUGGAAAGUUCACUCCAUAGUCAAUCACCUUAAGCAAGAAAUGUCUACUUUUGGUAAUCCUCAAGGCUAUGUCUGUCCAAGAUGUGGUAAGAAAGUCAGUCAGAUUGACGCGAUUUCUUUACUAAGUGAAGACAAGACUGAAUUUGUAUGCGAUGUCUGUCAAGGUAUUCUUAUUGAAGAUGAUUCAUCACAACAAGCUACAUUAAAACAAGAAAAAUUGGAAAAAUUAAUGAAGCAGGUUGAUCCAAUAAUUAAAUAUUUAAAGAUCAUUGACGAUUCAAACAUUCAAGAUAAUGAUUUUGAAAGUGCAUUAAUCCAAUCCAUUCCCGCACAAUCUUCAAGUACCGCAUCAUACACGUUGUCCAACAAGAUCAGUUCUAGAUCAAGAUCUGUCAAUUCUUCUGCCGCUGCAGCAUCCAAAUCUCAAGCUACAUUGCAUGUUUCCAUUACCGCCAAUGAUGAAAACUAUGAACGAGAACAGGAAGAAAAAGAAAGAAGAAGACAAAAGUUGGAACAAAAUGCAUUACCAUCAUGGCAUUCUUCAAGUACUGUGGGACAAAGUUCAGCUACAUUUGGUAAGUUUGACGAUGAUGAAAGAGAAGGUACACCUUCUAGUAUAAAGGAGGAAGAUGAAGAAAAGCCUUCAAUUGACGAUAUUGAAAUGAAGGAAGAAGUUGAAUCAACAGCUGAACAAUCUUCCACCAUGGCAACUCCGGAACCUUCCACCAACCAAUUCACUAAUACUAGUACUAAUGCUUCGGAAUUGAAGGAUAAAGAAGCACAAGACGCAUUGGCUGCGUAUUACGCACAAUUGGCAGAACAAGAAGCUGCUGAAGAUGAAGACGACGACGAUGAUGAAGAUGAUUUCGACGAUUUGUUGUUGGAAUAAGCUAUAAGCUUAUAUAUAGAGAAAAAAUACAUAUAAUCUGGGGUUAACCACACGCGAUUUAUAGAGACACAAUUGUAAUUACAAACUGUA